AUGUCGAAUAUUUUCUUGUUGUUGUUAUUUUCUUUAAUUGUUGUUUUAUCUUCAAGUGUUGUAUAUUCAAGAGGAAAUAAAAUAUCUAAAUGCGUUUUUUAUGACAAGAGGAACAAGGAUAUGAAACAAGUUUUUUAUGUUCCUACGAGUGAUGUAAAUAUGUAUAAGGAAACCAUAAGAAAAUUAUUAUCAAGAGAAAUAAGUUUAUUAGAAGAACCAUUAGAUGAAAAUGAAAAUAAUCAUAAUAUGAGUAAUAAGAAAAAUGUAUCAAAUUUUGAAGAAAUAAAAAAAAAUGAUGAAAAUAAUAGAAAAAAAAAAGAAAUGGAAGAAAAAUUGAAAUAUAUAGAAAAAUAUAGAAAUUAUGCAAAAGGAGUUUUAAAAAACGUAGAAUUUAAAUGUGAUAAUAUUGAUGAUUUGAAAUCAAAAGUAAAAUGUAAUUUAUGUGUUUACACAGAAAUUAUAAAUAAUAAACAUAUAAGACAAGGUCAAAUUAUUCAAAUAUUUAUGAAUGAAUGUAUGUAUGGAUUUUAUUAUUAUGAUAAUAUUAAUCAGUAUACACAAAAUAAUGAAUAUAAUAAUAAAUCUUUAAAGGAUUAUAACUCAACACAAAAAUUAGAUGAUAUCUAUUUUAAUAUAACUAAAGAUAUAUCAGAAGGAAAUAUAAAUGGAAUCAACUUUUUUAAACAACAAUCUAGCAAAUACCAUCCAGUAUGUUAUGUAACUGAGUAA
This is a messenger RNA of Plasmodium adleri (nom. inval.), 729 nucleotides long. Its product is annotated as conserved Plasmodium protein, unknown function. NCBI's taxonomy places the organism in Eukaryota, Apicomplexa, Aconoidasida, Haemosporida, Plasmodiidae. The transcript has a single exon. The record is from RefSeq and is a predicted model, not a curated record. The coding region runs from base 1 to 729 and encodes 242 amino acids.